CACUUCAAAGGCGCGUAAAUGGUUGACCGAUAAACUACACAAUUUGAAAGGCGUGUUUUGUUGAUGAUCUUACGAAAGGACGGCUUCUAAUCGUCGUUUUAAAAAUGUCGAAUUCAAAGGGUAUGGAGGGGUACGUUGGAUUUGCUAAUCUMCCCAAUCAAGUCUUCCGUAAAAGUGUWAAAAAAGGCUUUGAAUUCACYGUUAUGGUAGUUGGGGAAUCUGGACUUGGAAAAUCAACAUUAUUAAACUCAUUAUUUCUAACGGAUCUCUAUACUCCCUCAUCUUACCCAAGUACCAAAGAAAAGUUGAAUAAAACUGUUGAGGUUAAGCCUUGCACAGUUGAGCUCAAGGAAGGGAGUGUACGUUUAAGAUUAACAGUGGUCGAUACGCCAGGAUUUGGUGAUGCAGUCGAUAAUAGUGACUGUUGGAAGCCAAUCAUACAGCAUAUUGAUAAUAAAUUUGAAGAAUAUUUAUCGGAGGAGUCCAAAGUGCACAGGCAACCAUUUCCAGAUAAUCGAGUUCAUUGUUGYCUGUACUUUAUUGCACCGACUGGACACUGCUUAAAACCUCUUGAUAUAGAGUUUAUGAAGAAACUUCACAACAAGGUCAAUAUAGUUCCAGUCAUUGCUAAAUCUGAUACCAUGACACAAGAAGAAUGUACAAGAUUUAAAAARCAGAUCUUAGAAGAAAUCAAAGAAAAUGAAAUAGGAAUCUAUGACUUCCCUGAUCUAGCAGUAGACGAUGAAAAUGAUCAGGAUGGCUUCACCAUGAGAGAUAGAAUACCAUUUGCAGUAGUUGGGAGUAAUACUGUACUUGAAGUCAAUGGCAAAAGAGUAAGAGCAAGGGUAUAUCCUUGGGGAGUUGCAGAAGUGGAGAAUGUUGAUCAUUGUGACUUUGUUGCUCUUCGUAACAUGCUGAUAAGAACACACAUGCAGGAUCUAAAAGAUGUCACUAAUGACAUUCACUACGAGAACUUCAGGUGUGAGAAGCUUGCUGGAAUGCAACUGGGCUCGCCAACAAACAGCUCUACAAGUGCAUCACUAUCUAGAAGUCCACURGAGCAACUGGAACUGGAAAAGGAAGAACAUGAAAAGAAACUUAAAAAAAUGGAACAAGAAAUGGAACAAGUGUUUGAAAUCAAAGUCAAAGAAAAGAAAAAGAAACUUAAAGAUUCCGAAGAAGAGCUUGGGAGAAAACAUGAACAAAUGAGAAAGCAGUUGGAUUUACAGCUCAAAGAGCUGGAAGAAAARAGAAAAUUGUUCGAAAAAGAAAAGAAAGAAUUUGAAAACAAACAAGCUGAAAAUAAGAAAGCAUUAGAAAGAUCAGACUCRUCGUCCAAAUCACUGAAAGGUCUCCUGCUUUGUAGUUCUGAAGGUUUGAAUGGACCUAACGCCUCCCCACAAAAGGUUUUGCAGAGAACAUUCUGCUUGCCUGGGAUUAAAAGCCACUUUUAAAGCCGUGUAAAACGAGAUCUGUUGAUGGAAUUGUCAAAGAGAAAAAGGACAAGAAAAAGAAGGGAUUCUUUUAAUUUUCUGUUAAAUUUUAUUAUAAAAUAUCUAAGUGAUCCUGGUCGUUCCUAUYCUCAGGUCACGUUACUCUGAUUGGAUAUGACUGACACCUGUCAUUCGAGGCAUCGGUUUUGCAUGCAUUUCAAUCGAUACACAGAAAGGUCCAGAUCGGACUACAGAACGCAAUCGUAAGCACAGCGAAGCACUUCUUACGACUGUUGUUGUUGAUACGUUUCUGUCUCAAACACGUAUGGUUUCCACUUUCAGCCAAUCACAUAUGUCAAUCUAGUGACGUUCUUGUGGUCAAGAUCAUCCACAAUUGUGAUUUUUUUCUGUGCGGUUUUAUCGCGAUUCUUUAUAUAAUAGCCUCUAAUCUUAUGAGACGACACGUCWUAAAAUCAUUCAAUAGUUUAUGAAGCUGUUUUAAAAAGGAGAGCAAUCGUUUUAGCAAGAAUUUCCAGUAAAAAGUAGAAAAAAUCGCGUCCUGGGUGAGCUCUCAAAUGUUCAGCGACGCCAUUUUUUGGAACAAAGCAUGAUGGUAGGCGUAUCUCGCUCGUUUUGAUGUUCUUCAUGUUCUGAAAUAAUCUAAUUUUAUCAGCGUUUUCUUUUAAGAAACGACGCAAAUAAAAUUCUUAAUUGCUUAAAACAAAACAGUCUACUUUAGUAGACAUUGAUACGURCAAGGACUACGUUUCMUUGGAUGCUUUGUUGUUGAAAAUAGGGUCGUUGCACGUUGCGUAGCUUCCAUCACACGAAGCUAAGAAAGYWUUCAGUCUUACAUUGAACGUCAGUUGGUUCCUUAAAAAAAUCAGUUUUACUUACUUAAAAUAUAAUAAACAGUUCCAAAUUUCAAAAGAAUAUAUAUCUGAGUCGUCUCAAAGUAAAAAAAAACUAGAGACGCAAUUGAGUUUUCAUUAUAUUCGUCUAUUUACUUCGAUAUCACGAGUCACUUUGCGUAGAAAAUUAUUAUAGAGAGAUUCAUCAUAAACAACUCAGACYGGCCGAUGUCCGCCUUUAAUUAAUUUAUGUACAAAAUUUAGGACAUUUAACUAUUAAAUUAUAAUUUUUAAUGUU
This is a messenger RNA of Exaiptasia diaphana, 2582 nucleotides long. RefSeq names its product septin-7. Gene Ontology annotation, cellular component: microtubule cytoskeleton; septin complex; cell division site. The transcript is spliced from 16 exons. The coding region runs from base 105 to 1454 and encodes 449 amino acids. The record is from RefSeq and is a predicted model, not a curated record. Gene Ontology annotation, molecular function: molecular adaptor activity; GTPase activity; GTP binding. Gene Ontology annotation, biological process: cilium assembly; cytoskeleton-dependent cytokinesis. NCBI's taxonomy places the organism in Eukaryota, Metazoa, Cnidaria, Anthozoa, Actiniaria, Aiptasiidae.